AGUGUCUUCAUUUUGAGCCUAUGGAUGGUUUCAAAAUGGAUAGGUUUACUGGAUCAUGGUACGCCAUUGAAACGACGUUUGGAUAUACUCGAUGCGUAGGGUAUGAUUUUUACCCAAAGGAAGUCAAAUGUUUUAAACCUGUUACCAAUUACCAAUAUUUUUAUGGAAAAUUGGAGUUCAAUAAACCUUUAUUAUCAGACAUGACAUAUUUGGAUUGUAAUCUGGAUUAUUCGGAUCCUGACUUGAAUAGACCGUCUUUUGUUGUGGUCGAGACUGACUAUGUAUCCUAUGCGAUUGUGUUCAUGUGCUUAAAAAUGGUAACUGGAAACUUCAACCAUUAUGUAUCCAUUUUAUCCAGAACAGUGGACUUAGACCCGGAACUCCUAAAUUAUUUGAUGAAAAAAAUAUGGGAAGUAUCUAGAUCUCUAAAACUCAAACACGUUAACCACACGGACUGUAAUUAUCAGAGUCUCGUUGCAGAAAGUAAUGAUGAGAAUGUCAUUGACGACGAUAUCAAUCGACAACCUUACGUUACUGUGAGAUGGGUGGAACAACCUAUACCAGUGGGAGGCGUUUAA
Messenger RNA from Adelges cooleyi (spruce gall adelgid), 578 nucleotides. RefSeq lists its product as uncharacterized. The transcript is spliced from 4 exons. Bases 21 to 578 code for a protein of 185 amino acids. The record is from RefSeq and is a predicted model, not a curated record. Lineage: Eukaryota; Metazoa; Arthropoda; Insecta; Hemiptera; Adelgidae.